AUGCGUCUCGAGACGUUAUCAAACACUUCGAAGUCUAUCGGGAACACGAAGCGUGAGAGCAAAAUCGCAAGCGGAUGGAGACAUGGCGGGGAAGAAUUUGUGAUCCUUGUGGACUCGCUGAAAAGUGAGAUCGAAAAAGACCUUCAACAACACGGCCUACAUGUGAAUAUGUCUCUUUGCCAUUUAUUUGUUGGCAGUCCACUGAUUCUUGGAGGUAUUGGCAUGUGCUGUGCGACACUUUAA
Molecule: messenger RNA, 243 nt
Organism: Penicillium psychrosexuale
Lineage: Eukaryota; Fungi; Ascomycota; Eurotiomycetes; Eurotiales; Aspergillaceae
Exons: 2
Coding region: 1-243 (80 amino acids)
Source: RefSeq, a predicted model, not a curated record